Molecule: messenger RNA, 1358 nt
Organism: Cheilinus undulatus (humphead wrasse)
Lineage: Eukaryota; Metazoa; Chordata; Actinopteri; Labriformes; Labridae
Product: ADP-ribosylation factor 4
Exons: 6
Coding region: 172-714 (180 amino acids)
Biological process (GO): vesicle-mediated transport; intracellular protein transport
Cellular component (GO): cytoplasm; plasma membrane
Molecular function (GO): GTP binding; GTPase activity
Source: RefSeq, a predicted model, not a curated record
UUGCCUGGACGUGGCACCGAGGAGGAGCUGCGCCCUCUCCGCCUCUUCUUCGCCUGGUUCCGUUACUCUCUUGCGGCACCGAGCAGCGGCUUCUCCCGGACUCUCCGGCUCGUUCUCCCGCGUCAGACUGUUCCGCCUUUCCUUCGCUGAGCCGGGACUUUGGGGUUAAAGAUGGGGCUGACGAUCUCCAACCUGAUCUCCAGACUGUUCGGAAAGAGACAGAUGAGGAUACUGAUGGUCGGUUUGGACGCAGCUGGAAAAACUACGAUCCUCUACAAACUGAAGCUUGGAGAGAUCGUUACCACAAUCCCAACCAUCGGGUUUAACGUGGAGACAGUGGAGUAUAAGAACAUCUGUUUCACAGUUUGGGACGUUGGCGGUCAAGACAAGAUCAGGCCUCUGUGGAGACACUACUUCCAGAAUACACAGGGUCUGAUCUUCGUGGUGGACAGUAACGACAGAGAGAGAAUCCCAGAGUCAGCUGAUGAACUCACUAAGAUGCUCCAGGAAGAUGAACUGAAGGACGCGGUUAUUCUGGUGUUUGCCAACAAACAGGAUCUUCCCAACGCCAUGGUGGUCAGCGAACUCACCGACAAACUGGGUCUGCAGAGCCUGCGCAGCAGAACUUGGUUUGUCCAGGCUACCUGUGCGACUCAGGGCACAGGUCUCUACGAGGGUCUUGACUGGCUGUCCAAUGAGCUGAGCAAACGUUAGGUCACAUGACUUAAACCGGGAAGUAGCUGACUGAUAUCAUCGACUGAAUUCACCUUUACCUGAUGAAGACAAGGAGUGGGAGGAGUUUUAAAGGACUGAUUUCUUUUUUUUGUUUGUUUUUAAAUUAUGAAUAUGUCGAGGAGGAAAUGAUGUCAUGGACUCUGAGCUCACCUUGAUUUCCCAUCAUCCUCUUCUUCUCUUGUUUUUUUUCUUUCUUUCUCCGCAUGUUUUAACUCUGAAUCAUGUGACACACUUAACCAGGUGGGAGGCGGGGCUUAUCGGGUAAAACUGCACCUGUGGUUAAAGGUGGGCUUAACGACUGGUGGCAUGUACCUGUGGGCAGGGGGUGGGGUUUAGAGUUGAGCGACAGUGCACCUGAAGAUGAUAAUGGAGGGCAGUGGCUGGAGUUGAAGGUGAGUGGCAAAGUACCUGAUAGGGCGGGGUUAAAGACAAAUGAAGGUGUUUAAAAUGAAGACAGGGGGAAAGAUGAAGACAGUGUACCUAAAAGGUACAGGGGGCAGGGUUAAAGUGACCUGGUGGUGUGAUGGCUCAUUCCGUACCUGAAGGCCUCGUCAUUCCUAAACAAUGUGCAGAAGAAGAAUCCGAAACAAAGAUGAUGCAAUAAAGGUUUUUUUUCUUCUCAA